AGGCGGAGGCGGUGAAGGAUGCUCGGAGAUGGAUUAUAUGAAAAAUGCUGAAGACGUCUCCGCAAAAGUUUUUUUCUAUCUCCAUGAUACAGAAGGAUGGAAAGUGGUAAAAUCUACGAAACAUAUGGAUGUCCUGGCCAAACCUUCAACAGAAUUUCCAGGAGUCCUAUACCGGACUGAAGUGUCUCUGGAGAUACCCUCUGACAAAUUAUUCCCCUUUGUUUACCUGCCUGAAUAUCGCAGCAAAUGGGACAAAACGUUGCAGUCGUAUAAACUGGUAGAAACAAUUGACCAGGACACUUUCAUUUAUCGCAGUAUUACCCACAGUUAUGGCUUUGGAAUGGUUUCGCCAAGAGAUUUUGUCUACCUGCUGCACGUAAAAACCUAUGAUGGAAAUUUAAUGACAACAAACUCUAUCAGUGUGGCUUAUCCCGAUUUACCUGCAACUCCAGCUUAUAGUCGGGGCACUACUUUCUCUUCCGGCUAUGCCUGUCUUCCACUACCAGAGAACCCAGAGCACACCAAACUUCAGAUUAUCAUCCAGGUGGAUUUGGGAGGCUUUCUAAUGCCUUCAGUGAUCGAUCACGUUAUGCCCAUGAGCCUCAUAAACUUUGUGACCGAUUGCAAGGCUGGAUUUAAGAUGUUAAGAGAAACGGAGACAUAAAAACCUUGCCAGAGGGUACAAGAAAGCUUUUCUUCAAUACACAGCAGGUCCACGUUUGGUCUAAUGUCAAGAAGAGAUAGGCGAGCUUCUUGGGGUUGAGAACUUCACUCAACAUUUGGGGACGGGGAUUUUGGGUUUUUUUUUUUUUUCCCAUCCCCUUCCUUCCAUCUUUGGAGAAAAGGAUAUUGUCAAUUUGGGGGAAAGAAUAUUGUCAGUUUGUAAUGUUUCCAAUCUCAACAUAGCAGGGAGUCAUUCAGCUGGUUUUCAGCAGUUGUGGUCAGAAGACGCUUCAGAGGCCAACAAAAAAGGAUGGGCAUUUCAUGCAAUUUCAGAUGGCCAAUUCCUGAUAUAAAGGACUAAAGGCACUACAAGUAGUCCUUGAUUUAUGACCGUAAUUGAACUUGAACUUAGGGUUAAGUAGUCACCAUGUGACCCUGACUGAUUUUGCAACCUUUCUUGUGACGGUGUGUGAACCCAGUGGCCAUUAAGCUAAUCAGGCAUUUACUUCUGAUUUCUGGCAAAACAGAGUAAACAAUGGAUUCACUUAAUGACCACAGUGUUCGCUUUACAACUGCUGUGUUCACAUAAUGACAGUUGCAGAAAAGGUUGUAAAAUUGGGCAUGGCCAUGUGGUGACCCGCUUAACAAGCAUCACGUCUUACAACUGAAAUUGUGGGCUUAACCACGACCAUAAGUUGAGGACCACUUAGGGUGACAUCCAAAUUCAGGGCCAACAGCAUUCAGAUAAGACACUCUCCACCCGCUCUGGCUUUUCAGAUAGCCAAAAAUCACAAACAGUAGUAGAUGCGACUAAAAUUUCUCCUUGAUUCAAGGUUACCUAAUGAGCAUAAAUUGAAGGUGAGGAUCUGAUAAGCUUACUCUACACUAGAACAGAAAGGAAACAGAUUUGCUGCACGUUUCUACUCUUCCGAGUGCCCAGGACAAAAAAAA
Molecule: messenger RNA, 1614 nt
Organism: Crotalus tigris (Tiger rattlesnake)
Lineage: Eukaryota; Metazoa; Chordata; Lepidosauria; Squamata; Viperidae
Gene: STARD6
Product: StAR related lipid transfer domain containing 6
Exons: 7
Coding region: 29-664 (211 amino acids)
Molecular function (GO): lipid binding
Source: RefSeq, a predicted model, not a curated record